This is a messenger RNA of Elaeis guineensis (African oil palm), 2351 nucleotides long. RefSeq names its product beta-fructofuranosidase 1. The record is from RefSeq and is a predicted model, not a curated record. Gene Ontology annotation, molecular function: beta-fructofuranosidase activity. Lineage: Eukaryota; Viridiplantae; Streptophyta; Magnoliopsida; Arecales; Arecaceae. Gene Ontology annotation, biological process: carbohydrate metabolic process.
CCCGCAUUUGUUCUUUUACCCCUACUUCUCUCCAUCGGGUCGAGAGUCGAAUCGAAUUCUCCGUCGAAGGGCAGUGACCCGACCCACCCCAUGGACGGCCGCCACCUCGAAUCCUCCACCCUGCUCCCCAUAGCCUACGUCCCCAUCCCCUCCAGCGCCGCCGGCCACCACCCCUCUCGGUGCCGGACCAACGCCCGCCUCCUUGCCCUCGCCUUGGCCGCCUUCUGCCUCCUCGCCCUCGCCGCCUUCCUCUCCGGCGACCGUACCUCCCCCCCUCCCCCCACCUCCUCCUCCUCCUCCUCCUCCUCUCGUGUCGCAUUUCGCCCUGCCUCCCGCGGCCCCUCCGAUGGCGUCUCCGAGAAGACGUCCGGCGCCUUCCCCACCCUCCUCUCCGCCUCCCCUUCCUACCCCUGGACCAAUGCCAUGCUCCAGUGGCAGCGCACCGGCUUCCAUUUCCAGCCUCCCAAGAACUGGAUGAACGAUCCCAACGGACCCAUGUGGUACAAGGGGUGGUAUCAUUUGUUCUACCAGUACAACCCGGACUCCGCGGUGUGGGGGAACAUCGCGUGGGGACACGCCGUGUCACGUGACCUCGUCCACUGGGACCACCUCCCCCUCGCCAUGGUCCCCGACCGCUGGUACGACCACAGCGGCGUCUGGACCGGCUCCGCCACCAUCCUCCCGACCGGCCAAAUCAUCAUGCUCUACACCGGCUCGACCAACGAGUCGGUCCAGGUCCAGAACCUGGCCGUCCCUGCCGACCCGGCCGACCCGCUGCUGAAAACCUGGGUCAAGUCCGACUCCAACCCGGUCCUCGCCCCCCCGCCCGGGAUCGGUGCCAGGGACUUUCGCGAUCCAACCACCGCCUGGUACGACCCCUCGGACGACACCUGGAGGAUCGCCAUCGGGUCCAAAGACGGGUCGCACGCCGGUAUCGUGAUUGUUUACAAGACCCGGGAUUUCGCCCGCUACGAGCUCGUGCCGGGGGUGUUGCAUAGGGUGCCGGGGACCGGGAUGUGGGAGUGCGUGGAUUUUUUCCCGGUGGCGGUGGAGGAGGGGCCGGCGGCGGUGGAGGGGAUGGACACGUCGGCGGCGGGGGACGGGGUGAGGCACGUGCUGAAGGCGAGCAGGGACAACGACCGGCAAGACUACUACGCGAUCGGGACAUACAACGCGGUGACGAACACGUGGCGGCCGGAGGACGAAGGGAUGGACGUGGGGAUCGGACUGCAGUACGACUGGGGGAAUUUCUACGCGUCCAAGACGUUCUACGACCCAGAGAAGCGGAGGAGAGUGCUGUGGGGUUGGAUCGGCGAGACCGACAGCGAAAGGACCGAUCUUUUGAAGGGAUGGGCGUCGCUUCAGGCCAUCCCCCGGACGGUGCUCUUUGAUACCAAAACCAAAAGCAACCUGCUCCAAUGGCCUGUGGAGGAGGUGGAGAAAUUAAGGAUGAGCAGCAAGAACUUCAGCAUGAUCACAAUUGAUGCUGGAUCAGUGUUCCCCAUCAACAUCACCGGAGGCACGCAGUUAGAUAUAGAGGCUGAAUUUGAGAUUGAGAAGGCCGCAUUGGCAACGGCCGUCGAGGCCGAUGUAGGGUAUAACUGCAGCACGAGCAGUGGAGCGACCGAUAGGGGCAUGCUUGGGCCAUUUGGUUUGCUCGUCUUGGCUAAUGGCAGGCUAUCAGAGAAGACUGCAGUGUACUUCUACAUUGCAAGGGGAACCGAUGGCAAUCUUCACACUCACUUCUGCCAUGAUGAAUUAAGGUCAUCCAGUGCAAGUGACAUUGUCAAGAGAGUAGUUGGCAGCACUGUCCCGGUGCUUGAUGGUGAAAGGUUGUCAGUGAGAAUACUGGUUGAUCACUCCAUUGUUGAGAGCUUUGCACAAGGGGGAAGAACAUGCAUCACUUCUCGUGUCUACCCAACUGAAGCAAUCUACAAUGCGGCAAAAGUCUUCCUAUUCAACAAUGCCACCAGUGCUUCUGUGACUGCCAAAUCUCUCACAAUAUGGAAGAUGAACUCCACAUUCAGUGACCCCUACACCACCCAAGCUUAGAAAUUUAUACUCCUGGUCCCCUUCUUCACCCUAAAACUUAAAGAUUUGUUCAUUCAACUCAAUAGCCUCUUAUUUCCCAUUUCAUCCCUUUCAGUUGUAUGUAUUGCUACUUAAUUCAUUCAUUAGUAAGCUCAUGGCUAGCUGCAUUCGCUCCCAUUGAAAGGAUAUAUGGAGGAAAUUUUUUGGCAAAAAGGUCUUGUCCGGGAGCUCUUCUAUUGUAGUUAUUACCAUCAAGGCUUGCUGAUAAAAAAUAUCAAAAAUCUGAAUUUUUCGAGUUACCUCGAAAAUGCAUAAAAAAU